CACACACACACACACAUUAGCUUGAGCCUGGGUUUGCUGACAGUAUGGCCAGCAUAGAUUUAUUGAGCACCAGGUUUUCCUUUUAUGACAAAAUGUACAGUCAAGAUUUACGAGAACAAAGCUUUGCUGACUGGCCAUUUAGAGGGGAAUGUAACUGCACACCUGAAACGAUGGCCAACGCCGGGUUUGUCCACUGUCCAAGCGAGAAUGAGCCUGAUGUUGCGUGCUGUUUCUUCUGUCUGAUUGAGCUUGAGGGCUGGGAGCCAGAUGAUGAUCCCUGGAGCGAACACAUAAAACGUUCGCCUCACUGUGGAUUUCUGACAAUGAAAAAGGAUUUCACUGAGCUGACUGUGGCUGAAUUCUUUGGCAUGGAAAAAGAGAGGCUAAAAGUCUACCUUAGAAAGGUUUGUCAUAAGAAGAUGGCCUAUUUCCGGGAUGAAAUCGACCAAACGCUCGAGAGUCUUAAAUCUCAGCUUGACUCCAUAUGACUGAAAUCAUUAAUUCAUUGCUACACAAUGACAGUUUAAAUCAAUAAAGUUUUGUCUGUUGUUA
Solea senegalensis (Senegalese sole) is the source of this 552-nucleotide messenger RNA. RefSeq names its product baculoviral IAP repeat containing 5b (gene birc5b). The coding region runs from base 45 to 488 and encodes 147 amino acids. The transcript has 4 exons. The record is from RefSeq and is a predicted model, not a curated record. Lineage: Eukaryota; Metazoa; Chordata; Actinopteri; Pleuronectiformes; Soleidae.